AUGGGCUGCGGGCUCUCACUCUCAACCCCCUCGACUGCGAAUAAAAAGCAGCAGUGGGAUGUGGCCGUUCGGUCCAAUACAGCGCACGGGUCAUCGCACCAUGCUCAGGCCUCACGUCUGCUCGGCCACUGCAAGGGCUUGCUUCGCCCGGCUACCGUGUACUCUUCGCCGAGGACCAGUUAUGCUGCGUCUAUAGAGAGAGGCAGACCGGCGUGGAGCCCUUCGUCCAGCACAAGAGACUCGCUGCUCGACCAGUAUAACCUCUCUGAUGGUCCACAGCCGUCCACGCACUUGUACACGGAGCAAGUGGCAAGCAUGCAGAGCGGGGCUCUUGAAGAGCGCAGCAUUGUGGACGACUUUGACGCCAUAAGCAAGCAGUCAAGCAUAGAGAAUCCGAACUGGUCUUACGAUGUCAGCGUUGAUGCGCCGCCGUACGAGCCGGCACACGGCACGAAAAAGGAAGGGACCACUCUUUUGAGUCCUCCAGGGAUGACUCCAGGUCAGCCCCCCUAUGCGGUUAUGGCUGCAGCGUCGGCUCGACCACCACGGUCCGUGAGCCGUGCGAAUAGUAUUGGCGGCUGGAUUGCAGCCAAAAAGGCGGCAAAGACUUCUGUAUCUGUGAAGCAGCCCAUCCCUAGCGCAACGGCGUGGAGAGCUUCCAUGUCGACGAAUGCUGGGCAUGCUGAGGUGCUUGCACCAUCUGCACAACGCAUGCCCCGUGGUAGCAGCUGCAGUGAGUCGCCAGCUGCGCCUGAUAAAUUGCGAUGGUCUGUCGUGGAUGCGUUCGCGGAGGCGGCCGCGUUGCCAAGAAGCACGAACGCAGGGCAGGGGUGGAAGAGGGAAACCCUGCCAACACGGCACGCGGUGAGCACUCCCGGUACGGCAGCGCAUUCGGUCGAAUGUGUAACGGACAUGUCCCUGACCGAUGAGUACGAUCUGAAUGUUAUGAUGCGUGCUGCGGAAACGCCUUUGACACCGUCUCGACCACUCUCAGCCCAUUCAACGCAGUCGCCGAAGGUGAAAGGCGCCAUGUCGACGCCACAUCCAAGCUUUUUAGAUACUGUCAGUGCCGACAGCUCCCCCUUCACGCUGAGUCGAACCAGCGCGCCGCUUGGCAGCUCGCCGAGCCCGACCAGCUCAUCAGAGCUGACAACCACUGAAAGUUUCGAACGGGCUUUUUGCCAAAGCAAACCGUCAACCGACAGUCAGUUCGACAGCUUUUUUGGUACCCCGCUCAACCGCCCCCAAAGCCGGGAAAGGGUGUUGGUCGACAGCGAGAACAGAAGCGCUGAUUCCCAGUAUCUCUGCCAAUCGGACGAAAACGCACUGUACAGCUUCUACGCGAUCGGCAACAACAUGGACCCCUUUCUCAACGGCGAGGAGGACACGGUGAUGUGCAGCGCGCACGAAGAGGACCACAGUGAACUCUUCACCAUCCCACACACGUCCUGUGCAAGCCAUGAUGGCGGUAGUGAAAAGACCUACGUUAGCCUCAACAAGCGUGACGAUACGGAACAUGCGGACUCCGAUGGUCAUGGUGACGACGUAGACAAGGGUCUUGACGACCUUUCUAGCAAGACCAGCGCAGCUGCUAAUAGGGUAGUCGAUCACACCAUGCCUGUGCUGGGAGCUGCUACGCGAGCACGAAAAGAACGGCGGCGGACCGUGAAGAUUGUCGAUCAUGCCGCUCCUCCUUCCCUGGGCAUGAAAACGCCGGCCAAAACUAUUCUGAUGAAAUAG
Leishmania mexicana MHOM/GT/2001/U1103 is the source of this 1740-nucleotide messenger RNA. RefSeq lists its product as hypothetical. The coding region runs from base 1 to 1740 and encodes 579 amino acids. The transcript has a single exon. Lineage: Eukaryota; Euglenozoa; Kinetoplastea; Trypanosomatida; Trypanosomatidae. The record is from RefSeq and is a predicted model, not a curated record.